UACUUUUACCUCAUUUAAGCUUCUAGCUUUAAAUGUUCUACGCAUUAAAUAUGCUAUCACAUACUAAAUUACCAAUUCCACUUACACCAUCAGUAGUUUUACUAUUUCACCAUCUACACAAAAUUUAACUUUCUCCCUAAGUGUCCUUAAGAAAUUUAACUAUGGUAAGCAAGGAAGUGAACGUAAUGAUGAUAUAUUUGUGAGUUUGCGGUAGUAACAGUUUGCGCGCGCGGGCGUGUCAUUGCGAAUGAAUGAUAACGGUUGUUGUGUAUUGCAUGUUAAUAUGCGUAUAACUUUUUGCACCGAACUAAAUGUGGGUGUGGGUGUGUGUGAGAGAGAGAGACUUGAGUAUGUAAACAGAUGUGAUUAAGAUUACUGAAAAAAGUUAGAGAGAAAAGGGUGAAGUAGAAAAACUACUAGAAGAUUAUUACAUUCUAAAUUAAGGCUGCUUAAUGUUUAAAUCCACUUAUUUAGUCCAGUUCACAGAAGAGUGAAGUACAUUUGCGAAACCCUCACUGACUACCGCAGAGAGAGAGUCCAUGUUCAAAGUCGAUUAUCUCACGUCGACAACAACGAAAUUUUUGUGUAUCGGAAGGUCACCCGUACACGGUACUCGGCUCGCUAGAAAUAGAAAUAGCAACCCAGUCGCCUUCAAAUCACGCACGAACUAGUCAACCUGGGAUCACCUGCGACUAAACAACUGUAUAGUUAUCUAAGAACGGGAACAUGGACACUCGGAAGACAAAUGUGGCCAUCAUUGGGGCUGGACUCUCUGGACUGUCCGCAGCUUACUACCUGGCCAAAACAGACAAAUCUAUCCGUCUGACAGUGAUAGAAGCUAAAGACCGAGUUGGAGGUCGAACUUACAGUAUACCAAUGAAAGUAUCAGAUGGCCAAGAAGAUAAUUUUGAUCUUGGUGGGGAGUGGGUAGGUAGGCCACAGCCCCAUCUCCAUUACAUGCUGCGCCAGUUUGAAAGAGAAACAUUCAAUCCACAAAUAAAUUCCACAAAUCCGAGUGGAAGUUUACCUCCAAUGUCAUUUUUCACUAAGCUUGAUCUAUUCUUAUUCAUUCUGAAGUUAAGAUAUCUGAGAAAUAAAUUCCAAAGUGAGGAAGAAUUGCAGAAUUUAGUGGAAGCUCAAGAGAGUGAUGGCAUUACAUUUCACAAAUAUAUGAAAGCAAAUUUAUGGACAAAAGGAGCAAAACCAUUUGUUAUAGCUGCUGUCAAGUCCCUGUUUGGUUACAUGCCCAAAGAAAUCUCACUACUCUAUUUCCUCAUGUACAUCAAUGCAGCUGGGAAUUUAGAAAUAUUCCUCAACCCAGCAGAAUACAAUGGUCAGGAAUUUAGGGUAAAGGGAGGACUUUACCAAUUAUCAAAGAUGUUAAAAAAGUAUAUUGGAAAAAAGAAUGUUGUCUUAAACUGUCCAGUGACCCACAUAAUCCAGUCUUCCAAAGAAAAAGUCAUGAUUGUCACAGAGAAACGUUUACAAGUGAAUUGCAGUCGAGUAAUCUUAGCAAUUCCUCCUCACCUUUCAGCCAAAAUCCACUUUAGCCCUGAUUUACCAUCCACUAAACUAACUGUUCUAAAGAACGUGCCACUUGCUUUUAUCAUCAAGUUUUGUAUCACUUAUGAAGAGGCUUUCUGGAGCAAAAAUUCUACAGAUAAAUCAAGAUAUGGCUUCCAAAGUAUGAUUGAAGAAGCAGAACAUGGUGCCAUUGGAGUUGUGUAUGACGGAACCUCGGCGAAAGGCUACCCAGCAUUAGUUGGAUUUGUUUCAGUUAAUCGAGGAAGUGUGGGAGAAGAGAAAAACCCAGAAGACAGACAAGUUAUCUUAUUGAAUAUUUUAGAGACUUACUUGGGACAAGAUGUACGAGAUUUCCUUGAAUUUCAACAGAAGGACUGGUCAACUGAACCCUACAAUGGAGGCUGCUUCCUCAAAUACCUUGUGCCAGGAUCAACACGAUAUUUUAAUCAAGAAUUACGAGAACCAUUUGAUAGAGUACAUUUUGCUGGAAGUGAAACAGCAACAGUUUGGUGUGGUUUCAUGAAUGGUGCCAUUCAAUCAGGAUUUAGAGCUGCAAGAGAGGUUCUCCAGAAUCUCAGACCAAAUCUAUUAACAGAUGGCAUUGAAAAAGAGGUUUGCAGAUAUCAUAGCCACACUCCAUUAAAACGUUGGUCCAAAAACUGGAUUGCUGCUGGAAUUGGUAUUGGAUGUUUCACAGCAAUAUAUAUGAUAACUCAAAGGAAACAAAUACAACCUGCUUUAAUAUUAAUAUAACUUGAAGCAUUUUAUUAAUCUUGGCUAAAACAAUGCAACACACUUUUAGAAAUUGUCUAACGACUGUAUCACUAUUAAACACAAAAAGGAAAGAUGGUGGAUGACACAACAGUAGCACAUUGACGAAAAUGCCUGGUGGUGUUUAUUUAAAUCUCUUCACAUAUGAACUUUUAAUACUAUGUUUCAUCUUUUGUUUCGCUGAGACCAUGCUGCAGUGCAUUGUUACAGGUGAUGGCCUUAAAGAAUUUUAGUUGAGUGGAUUGACACCAGAACUUAUUUCAUUUUUUGGAUUAUUCUAUCAGUCUCUCUUGCCAAACCACUAAGUUAUGGGAUGUAAACAUACCAAUACGGGUUGUCAAGCAGUGGUAGGGGACAAACACAGACACAAAGAGACAUACACACACACACACACACACAUAUAUAUAUAUAUAUGUAUACAACGAACUUCCUUCAGUUUCUGUCUAGCCAAUCCACUUACAAGGCUUUGGUCAGCCUGAGGCUAUAGUAGAAUACACUUGCCCAAGGUGUCACACAGUGAGUGAACCUGGAAUCAUGAGGUUGGGAAGCAAACUUUUUACCAUGCAGCCAUGCCUGCUGAAGUUGUUUCUUUUCAACCUUUUUUUAGAGUCAAUAAAAUAAGUACUCAUCAACUAUUGUGGGAGAACUUCAAAUAAAUUGACUACAUCCUGCAAUAACUUUGAUAACUUUAUGUCAAUGUCUGAAAUUAUUAAAUGGAAUGAUGACAAUGACAAUAAGAUCAAGUGAACAUCUUUACACCAGGGAAAAGACAUGUUACUUUAAGGUUAUUUUAUUUUAAAAAUUGGAAUUGGGAGAAUUACCAGCUACUCUAAUACUCGAUGCCAAAACAUCUGCGCACUUCUGAUUUGCUACUCACAUUCAUGCUACAUCAUUGGCUGGAAAUAUAAUCAGACAUUUUAUUUAAAUUUACUUUUGUUUUGAAACAGAAAUUCUAAGAAAAUUAAACUCAUUUCAAAUAUAGGUACAACACCAACUUUCUGGACACUAAAUGGUCUGGAACCCUUAAUAAUUUGCACUGGUUUAUGAGCAGGAAUUUCAAAUUCCUGCAGCUGCCAGACUAGCUUACUGAUACCUUGCACAGACUAGUACCUUGCACAGUACAGUAUUGAUAAACUUGUAUCAUUUAUACUAAUGUACAGGUACCUGUGUAUCAUUUAAUUAUGUAAGUAAAUUUAAUACUCGUUUUAUUUAGAGUGUGAUCACACAGGAAUAUGUAAUGGCUUUGGAACCAAGAGUUCUGGAAAAUUGAUGUUGGACCUGUAAUUAAUUUCAAUUACUUUCAA
Molecule: messenger RNA, 3599 nt
Organism: Octopus bimaculoides (California two-spot octopus)
Lineage: Eukaryota; Metazoa; Mollusca; Cephalopoda; Octopoda; Octopodidae
Product: putative flavin-containing monoamine oxidase A
Molecular function (GO): oxidoreductase activity
Source: RefSeq, a predicted model, not a curated record